Molecule: messenger RNA, 886 nt
Organism: Cucumis sativus (cucumber)
Lineage: Eukaryota; Viridiplantae; Streptophyta; Magnoliopsida; Cucurbitales; Cucurbitaceae
Product: U11/U12 small nuclear ribonucleoprotein 31 kDa protein-like
Exons: 1
Coding region: 46-849 (267 amino acids)
Biological process (GO): mRNA splicing, via spliceosome
Cellular component (GO): U12-type spliceosomal complex
Molecular function (GO): RNA binding
Source: RefSeq, a predicted model, not a curated record
AUAUUUUCAUUCUAUAGGUUUUGUUUACAGCACUCGGGUGAAAAAAUGGCGCCCAAGGGAAAGAAAACCAAUAGCCCUACUAGCGACAGCGACGAGGACGAAACCUUCUAUUACCGGUAUCCCUCCGCCCCCUCUUCUGACCCGUCGCUGCCGUCGUCUUCACAGUCGCACUUCUCAUCGCAAUCGCACUUCUCAUCGCAAUCGCACUCACACUCACACUCUUCCACUAAGUCUGGCGGUGGUUCUGGAGGUUUGGUUCCUUCGAAGUCUACUCUCUAUGUUUCCAAUUUCGACUAUUCACUCACUAAUUCCGACCUCCACACUCUCUUCUUCAACUUUGGUAAGAUCGCUCGUGUUACGGUGUUGAAAGAUCGACAGACUCGCAAGUCUCGCGGCGUUGCCUUCGUCCAGUUUAUUUCUCAGGACGACGCGGUGAAGGCCGCGAAACAGAUGCACGGGAAGAUUUUGAAUGGCCGUGUUCUUAAGGCUGCUAUAGCGACUGAUAAUGGUCGUGCGGCUGAGUUUAUAAGGAAGAGGGUUUAUAAGGAUAAGAGUAGGUGCUACGAGUGCGGCGCAAUUGAUGGGCAUUUGUCUUAUGAAUGCCCUAAAAAUCAAUUGGGGCCAAGGGAGCGACCAGAACCGAAGCGGGUAAGAAGGGGUGGAGUUGGUGCUAGGCACGAGGAGGAUUGGGGAUCGGAUGUUGGAGAAGGGUUUGAGGAUGACAAUUGGGCCUCGGUGGUGGACGGAGAUGCAGACCAGAGACUCCUGACUGGCGGUGAGAACAUUGUAGAGAAGAAAAAAGAGAAGAAAGCAAGUUAUUUCAGUGACGAGAGCGACGAAGAUGAUUAACUGAGCCUGUCUCUUUGGGAAGAGUUUGUAAAAGGUG